Messenger RNA from Bolinopsis microptera, 2301 nucleotides. RefSeq names its product proteoglycan 4-like. Bases 1 to 2301 code for a protein of 766 amino acids. The transcript has 4 exons. The record is from RefSeq and is a predicted model, not a curated record. NCBI's taxonomy places the organism in Eukaryota, Metazoa, Ctenophora, Tentaculata, Lobata, Bolinopsidae.
AUGGCCUUGUCAAGCUUGAGGAUCCUAUUGUUAAUAUGUUGUCUCUUUGCCCUGAGAUACGGGCUUGAUCUUGACUUCAUCGAGCACGAAUCGGAACUAGAGGAUGGUUUUAGCUUUGGAGACGGCUGGAAUACUAAACAAGGACCAAUGUUUGACCUCGAAGAGUCUGGUGAUUCAAUGAGGUUCAGAUCCAGUCGCAGUAGCGGCUCCAGCGGUGACUCCAGCAGUGACUCAGAUUCAGAUAAUGACAAGAAUAAAGGAACUCCAAAACCAACGACUCCAUCUCCUACGACUCCAUCUCCUACCACUCCAGAACCAACCACUCCAGAACCAACCACACCUGAACCAACGACUCCAGAGCCAACCACACCUGAACCAACAACUCCAGAGCCAACGACUCCAGAGCCAACGACUCCAGAGCCAACGACUCCAGAGCCAACGACUCCAGAGCCAACGACUCCAGAGCCAACGACUCCAGAGCCAACGACUCCAGAGCCAACGACUCCAGAGCCAACGACUCCAGAGCCAACGACUCCAGAGCCAACAACUCCAGAGCCAACAACUCCAGAGCCAACGACGCCAGAGCCAACAACUCCAGAGCCAACGACUCCAGAGCCAACGACUCCAGAGCCAACGACUCCAGAGCCAACGACUCCAUUUCCUACCACUCCAUCUCCUACCACUCCAGAACCAACAACUCCAGAGCCAACCACACCUGAACCAACAACUCCAGAGCCAACGACUCCAGAGCCAACGACUCCAGAGCCAACGACUCCAGAGCCAACGACUCCAGAGCCAACGACUCCAGAGCCAACGACUCCAGAGCCAACGACUCCAGAGCCAACGACUCCAGAGCCAACGACUCCAGAGCCAACGACUCCAGAGCCAACGACUCCAGAGCCAACGACUCCAGAGCCAACGACUCCAGAGCCAACGACUCCAGAGCCAACGACUCCAGAGCCAACGACUCCAGAGCCAACGACUCCAGAGCCAACGACUCCAGAGCCAACGACUCCAGAGCCAACGACUCCAGAGCCAACGACUCCAGAGCCAACGACUCCAGAGCCAACGACUCCAGAGCCAACGACUCCAGAGCCAACGACUCCAGAGCCAACAACUCCAGAGCCAACCACAGUUGGGAUAGAACUCGAUUUUAUUGAGAACGAAAUGGAGCUAGAGGAUGGUUUUAUGUUUGGAGACGGUUGGAACAGGCCAUCCUUGGACCGACGACUUCCAUUCUUAGAACUUGAGAAGCGUGAUAGUUCCAGUAGCAGUGAUAGUUCCAGUAGUGACUCAGAUUCUGAUAGCGACAAUACUCCUGAACCAACCACUCCAGAACCAACCACUCAAGAACCAACCACUCAAGAACCAACUACUCAAAAACCAACUACUCAAGAACCAACCACCCCUGAACCAACCACUCGAGAACCAACUUCUCAAGAACCAACUACUCAAGAACCAACCACAGAAGGGAUAGAAUUAGAUUUUAUUGAGUACGAAAUGGAGCUAGAGGAUAGUUUUAUAUUUGGAGACGGUUGGAAUAGGCCAUCCUUGGACCGACGACUCCCAUUCUUAGAACUUGAGAAGCGUGAUAGUUCCAGUAGCAGUGAUAGUUCUAGUAGUGACUCAGAUUCUGAUAACGACAAUACUCCUGAACCAACCACCCCUGAACCAACCACUCCUGAACCAACCACCCCAGAACCAACCACUCCUGAACCAACCCCCCCAGAACCAACUACUCAAGAACCAACUUCUCAAGAACCAACUACUCCAGAACCAACCACUCCUGAACCAACCACUCCAGAACCAACCACUCGAGAACCAACUUCUCAAAAACCAACUACUCAAGAACCAACCACCCCUGAACCAACCACUCGAGAACCAACUUCUCAAGAACCAACUACUCAAGAACCAACCACAGAAGGGAUAGAAUUAGAUUUCAUUGAGAACGAAAUGGAGCUAGAGGAUAGUUUUAUAUUUGGAGACGGUUGGAAUAGGCCAUCCUUGGACCGACGACUUCCAUUCUUAGAACUUGAGAAGCGUGAUAGUUCCAGUAGCAGUGAUAGUUCCAGUAGUGACUCAGAUUCUGAUAGCGACAAUACUCCUGAACCAACCACUCCUGAACCAACCACUCCUGAACCAACCCCCCCAGAACCAACUACUCAAGAACCAACUUCUCAAGAACCAACUACCUCAGAACCAACCACUCAAGAACCAACUACUCAAGAACCAACCACAGAAGGGCUAGAAUUAGAUUUUAUUGAGUACGAAAUGGAGCUAGAGGAUAGUUUUAGAACUUGA